Messenger RNA from Pectinophora gossypiella (pink bollworm), 603 nucleotides. RefSeq names its product mitochondrial 2-oxoglutarate/malate carrier protein-like. The record is from RefSeq and is a predicted model, not a curated record. Lineage: Eukaryota; Metazoa; Arthropoda; Insecta; Lepidoptera; Gelechiidae. The transcript is spliced from 4 exons. Bases 1 to 603 code for a protein of 200 amino acids. Gene Ontology annotation, molecular function: thiosulfate transmembrane transporter activity; antiporter activity; sulfate transmembrane transporter activity. Gene Ontology annotation, biological process: phosphate ion transmembrane transport; thiosulfate transport; oxaloacetate transport.
AUGGGGGAUAAUAAAAACGCCCCGAAGCCGAAGGAACUGCCCAUGAUGUACCACGGUAUCUUCGGAGGCACAGCAGGGGCUAUAGGCAUUAGCAUCCUGCAGCCCACGGACUUGAUUAAGACGAGGAUGCAGUUGAAAGGCAAGGACGCGAAGAUCGGUGUCGUGAUACGGGAGAUAAUUAAGAAUGAGGGUUUCCUGAGGCUAUAUACCGGCGUAUCAUGCUCGGUGUUCAGGCAAUACACAUACGGACUUACGCGGUUCUUCGUUUACUAUAGCUUUUACGAAGGACAUAAGAAAAAUAAUAACGGUACUCCCCCGAUUCUGCCAUUGAAGAUGCUAAUGGGAUGUUUCGCCGGCAUGUGUGGCGGGUGUGUGGGCACUCCAGCCGAGGUGUGCCUCAUCAGGGUGACCGGAGACGGGCUGCUGCCCCCAGAGAAGCGCAGGAACUAUGCACAUGUCUUCAAUGCGCUGUAUAGAAUAUCCAAAGAAGAAGGCAUCGGCGCGUUGUGGCGAGGCGUCGAGGCAACCGUGAUGAGGGCAGGGGUUGUCAACGCCUUCGAGUUGGCGGCUUACACACAGGUUGCUAUUAGUGUUGCCGAAUAA